GCGCUUUGUGACGUCACGCUGCUGAUUUCGCUACAAGCCUUCGCUUCAAAACUCCGAUGCCGGAGACACAGACUGAGGAGAAUUAGAAAAAGCUGCUUUUUACUUUAACGUCUGAAUGGAUGUGAAAGAGGAGGCGUUUGACGCUGACACAAUCAUGGAGAAAAGGGCCAUAAAUAUUAAGGAGGGGGACUGUGAAUGGGAGUCUGACCACCGUAAACAGGAGAGUUGGGGCAUUAAGGAAGGAGACAGUGACCUGGGGUCAUUUGAUAUCAAAGAAGAGGCAGAAGAGAAGUCUGUUAGUAUUGAGAUGCCCAAAUGUAAAAGUGUGGAGAAUCUCAAGGAAGAAGACCUUGAUGGAGUGGUGACCUGGUUGGACUCUUUUCAAAGCAGACACCGCUCAUCUCCAGAGCUUUCUAUCAAUGUGAAGUCUGAACCAUUACAGUCUGACACACAGAGGACUGUGGAGACUACAUCUGAUAGAACUCAUGAAAAUCAUCCACCAGCUACAAAGAAGCCUUUAAAAAGAAUCAAAUGUCAAUGCCGUUUGCAAUGUGGAAAACGAUUCUCUGACAAGAGUGCUUAUCUGAACCACGCAAGAGUUCACACUGGAAAGAAGCCGCAUUGCUGUAAUGAAUGUGGCAAACAGUUUUCACAAAUGAACCAUCUUCAAAGACACACUAGAGUUCACACUGGAGAGAAGCCGUAUUGCUGUAAUGAAUGUGGUAAGCGUUUUUCACAAAUGAGUCAUCUUCAGACACACGUUAGAAUUCACACGGGAGAGAAGCCACAUUGCUGUGGUGAAUGUGGCAGACAAUUCUCUAACCGAGGCCGUCUUCAGAGCCAUGCAAGAAUUCACACUGGAGAGAAGCCGUUUUGCUGUUUGGAAUGUGGGAAACCAUUUUUACGAAUGAGUGAUCUUCAGAGACACAGCAGAAUUCACACGGGAGAGAAGCCGUAUUGUUGUAAUGAAUGUGGUAGAAAAUUCUCUGAUGGGAGCAAUUUUCUUAAUCACACAAGAAUUCACACUGGAGAGAAGCCAUAUUGCUGUAAUGAAUGCGGCAUACCGUUUUCACGAAUGAGCUAUCUUCAAAGACAUACUAAAAUUCACACAAGAGAGAAGCCGUAUCGCUGUAAUGACUGUGGCACACAAUUCUCUGACAGGAGCCAUCUUCGGAGCCACUCAAGAAUUCACACCGCAGAGAAGUCAUAUUGCUGUUUGGAAUGUGGCAAACAAUUUUCGCAAUUGCACUGUCUUCAGAGACACACUAGAAUUCACACGGGAGAGAAGCCGUAUUGCUGUAAUGAAUGUGGUAAGCAGUUUUCACAAAAGGUCCAUCUUCAGACACACACUAGAACUCACACAGGAGAGGACCUGCUUUGCUGUAACGAAUGUGGCAGACAAUUCUGUAACAGGAGCCGUCUUCAGAGCCACACAAGAAUUCACACUGGGGAGAAGCCAUAUUGCUGUUUGGAAUGUGGGAAACUAUUUUUACGAAUGAGUAAUCUUCAGAGGCACCAAAGAAUUCACACGGGAGAGAAGCCGUAUUGCUGUAGUGAAUGUGGCAGACAGUUCUCUGACGGGAGCAAUUUUCUGAGCCACAUAAGAAUUCACACAGGAGAGAAGCCAUAUCGCUGUAUGGAAUGUGGCAAAACUUUCUGUAACAGGAGCCGUCUUCAGAGUCACACAAGAAUUCACACUGGAGAGAAGCCAUAUUGCUGUUUGGAAUGUGGCAAACAGUUUUCACGAAUGAGCCACCUUCAGAGACACGCUAAAAUUCACACAGAAGAGAAGGAAAGCCCAGAGUUCAGAUCAGGCAGCAGCGAGUGUGGAGAGGAGAUCACAGAAGAGAGAGCUGAGCAGCAGUCGGAGAUGGAUGUGAAAGAGGAAAUGUGUGACAUGAAUGUCAUGGAGAAAAAGACUUUAAAUGUUAAGGAGGAGGACUGUGAAUGGGAGUCUGUCCACCCUAAAAAGGAAAGUGUGGGCAUUAAGGAGGAGGACUGUGAACUGUGGUCAGUGGGCAUUAAAGAAGAGGCUGAAGAGAAGGCUGUCAGCAUUGAGACACCCAAUCACGAAAGUGUGGAGAGUCUCAAGGAAGAAGACCCUCAUGAUGGGUGUCAAGAUGGAGUGAUGACUGGGUUAGUCACCUCUCAAAGCAGACGCUGUGCAUCCCUGGAGUCUGCUGUUGAUGUGAAGUCUGAAUCAAUACAGCCUGACACAAAGAGGACUGAGGAAGUUUCAUCAGACAGACCAAGGCAAGAUCAACCACCACCUAAAAAUAAGUCUGGAAAAAGAAACAAUCUUUACUGCUGCUCUGAAUGUGGCAAACAGUUUUCACGAAGAAGCACUCUGCAGAGUCACAAAAGAAUUCACACUGGAGAGAAACCAUACUGCUGUUCUGAAUGUGGUAGACAGUUCUCACAAAGCAGUCAUCUUCAGUGCCACAAACGAACUCACACUGGGGAUAAGCCAUACUGCUGUUUAGAAUGUGGCAAACGAUUCUCACGGACCAACCAUCUCCAGCGCCAUAAACAAAUUCACACUGGAGAAAAGCCACACUGCUGUCAAGAAUGUGGCAAACGAUUCUCACAAUCAAGCACUCUUCAGCGCCACAAGAAAAUUCACACCAAAGAGAAGCCAUAUUGCUGUUCUCGGUGUGGCAAACACUUUUCAGAAAGAAGCCAACUUGAAAGCCACAAAAGAAUUAACACUGGAGAGAGCAGAGAAAAAUAUUGCUGCUCUCGAUGUGGCAAACAAUUCUGUAGCAGCCGUGACCUUCUCAGCCACGCAAGAAUUCACAACAGAGAGAAGCCAUAUUGUUGUUUGGAAUGUGGCAAACGAUUCUCACAAGCCAGCACUCUUCAUUGCCACAAACGAAUUCACAUAGGAGACAAGUCGUAUUGUUGCUCGGAAUGUGGAAAGCAAUUCUCUUACAGGAGUAAUCUUCUAAGCCACUCAAGAAUUCACACUGGAGAGAAGCCAUAUUGCUGUUUGGAAUGUGGCAAACGAUUCUCACGAGCUAGCAUUCUUCAGUGCCACAAACGAAUGCACACGGGAGAGAAGCCAUAUUGCUGUUCUGAAUGUGGCAAACAGUUUUCACAGAGUAACAUUCUUCAGCGCCACAAAAUAAUCCACACAGGAGAAAAGCCUUAUUGUUGUUCAGAAUGUGGAAAACAAUUCUGUCACAGCAGUAAUCUUCGGAUUCACAAAAGAAUUCACACAGGGGAGAAGCCAUAUAGCUGUUCUGAAUGUGGCAAACAGUUUUCACAAAAUAGCAUUCUUCAGCGCCAUCAAAAAAUUCACACAGAAGAGAAGUCUUUACAAGAUCCACCCAGUUCUGAUAAAGUUCAUCUCAACCACCAUGACAAAGGACAGAUCACUAUUCCGAACAUAAAAAUAAAAUGAGGAAUUUUUCAUUGAGACUCCUUAUCACCCCUACUGUUCUGCCAAGCAUUAAACCCAUUAAGCACCCUUCUAAAUGUUCUCUGCCAUGGAUUUAAUAUCGGCUUUCGCAAUGAACCAGAACCUCAGAUGGUUACUCACCUCCUGUUUAUCAACAAUUUGAAACUGCAAAGCUCUUACAGCCAUUGGAGGAGCAGCUACAGUUAGUAAAAAUGUUUUCAGAUGACAUAGGAAUGGAAUUCAGGCUUGACAAGUGUCCCAAAGCUACCCUCAUUAAUGGAACGCUAAUCUCCACUGCAAAUAUCGGCCUCGGUCAGGAGUGUGCUUUUAAGAAAUUGAACCGAGAUUAAACAUACAGACACCUUCAUGAAGGAGCAGACAUAAAUCAUAAAACACAAAGAUAAACACCAGCAAAAUAAAAUACUACAGCUUUGGGACAUUCAAUUGGCCACAAAUUUAAUAAACUUCAUAAACUGGACACCAAAAUGUGAAAAUUGCUUCAUGAGCACCAACCCAUUUACAAACAUCAAUGUAUUGCAAGAGUCUGUAUGCCAAGAUCGGAAGGAGGGUAUGGGCCUAAUUGAAAAUGACUACACUUACAGAUCAGUAGUAAUUGGAUUAUAUAUUUACCCGAUGAACUCCAAGAACCCAAAUGUACGAAGAAUAUUCAACCAUUAAGUAAGAAACACCCAAAAAAACAAAAAAACUCGGUUAUUAAGGAAAAAAUGAGGAAAUGACUAAAACUUCCCCACCUUGUGUACAAAUUGAUACAGUACAUUACACCUAGCAGCAUAAGGAACAAUUGAAAAAAAUAGAUCUGGAAAAAAAAAAUUAGGAAGACCACAAAUAUAGUGGUAAUUAUGUUGCCUUCCAUCAUGAGCCCUAUGUAGAUUCACAAUGUACCCCAUGCAUGGAUCAUAUGGGGCAAGCUAUGACCAAACGUUGAAUGCCUAAUCAUGGCUGCUUGCACAGAGCGAACUGUCAUUCUUCACAAAAAAAGGCACAACAAAGUGGGCAAGUUCAUUGACUGGAAAAUCUGCAAGAAGUAAAACUUCACAGCACCAGAAAGACACCGAGACCAAAUCCAGACCGCGUAAUGGAAAAUGAGGCAGUGUCGGUCACUUGGGACAUACCAGUACCAGUGGAUGGAAAAACAGAUACCAGAAAACCAGAUAUAUGAGGGACGUUCAAAACGUUUCCACACUUUUGUAUUUUCGUUAGAAAUGGAUAAGGUGGGAGGAGUAGUAAUUGGGCAUUAAAAAGUAGGUAUGAUGCGGGGAAAAUUGCAUUGCAAAUGAAUGUGACUAUGUAGAAAAGUGAUGUAAUUUGUUUUUGAAAUUCUUAACAAAUAGGAGAUUUUAAAAAAGUGCGGAAAAUUUUUUGAACAUCCCCUGUAGUUGUGAAGGAAAAGCAUUCUAAGAAAGCCUGGACAAUAGAAAUAUCAGUUCCUAGCGAUUACUCAGUGCGAAGAACGGGGAGGUAAAGAAUUACACAGUACCAGGAAAUGAUAUCCAACCUGUGGAAAAUUUGGGACAAAAAAAAUAAGGAAUACUUCCAGUUUUGCUGGGGUCAGCUGGACUAAUAAAAGAAAUGUUCAGGCCUAUCGUGGCCUCCUUCCAAUUACCAUAACUUCAUAUGAAUUGCAAAAGGAAGCAUUAUUAGGAACACUGCAGAGUCUUUGCAACACACUUAAAUAAAGCAGUACAACUGGACUAUCCUGACUAAAGAGUGAGGUUCGCUCCCACGCACCAAGAAAAUUUGGAGACAUUAACCUAGAGAGGAGCCAGGUGGCAAGCAGUUCUCUAACAGUUGUAAUCUUUUGAGCCAAAUAUGGAAAAGGCAGGAAGACCUUCACUGCUGAUGAUGGAAGAAUCCUCACUAUGGUAAAGAAAAAGCCCCCAACUGUAUGACAGGUCAGAAACAGACUUCAGGGGGCAGAUGUGGGUGUGUGUCAGCGAUGACUAUCAGCAGAAGACUUCAUAAAUGGGAAUACAGAGGACACACUGCAAGAUGCCAAUCACUAGCUAACCACUGAAACGAUAAUCUUAUUAUCGAUAAAGAAAGUCUGAAAAUUAUGGAGCAAUGUACUAGAAAGGUGCAACAAGAACUGUCAAAUGGAUGAAUUUCAUAGUAGGUCAAACCUGGCCACCAUCUCAUCAAAGCUACCCUUCUCAAAUAAGGAAGAUUGGAAAAAAAGCAGCUUUUAAAUUUGAAAGUAAUAUAAAAAGACGGGCACAAUUUCCUAACCUAAUUGUCUACUUGGAAGUUCAUGCUCAUAGUCUCAGAGUCUGCAGGACUGGUAGGUGGCCAUUACUUCAUACAUUUACUAUUAAAAGAGACACUUAAAAUGCCAAACAAUCACUGUAUUGGAGAACAACGUGCAACUGGCCUUAAAAGGAAACUGAAUAAAUUUAGGAUUUCCAUGAAGACUAUAAAGCUUUCAGGAGAGACAUAAUAGAGAAGGGUUCUGCUGUGAAAGUACCCAAAGAUAGCCUGAAUUGCAAUGAUGACAAGGUGUGAUAAAUUCCCCAUCAUGGUGUGUAUCAUCUAAAGAUAUACUGCGGUGGUUUUUGAUUGUACAGCCACUUACCAAGGGAUGUCUCUUGAUGAACAAUUACUGGAAGGUCCAGACCUAACUAACAUGCUCUUUGGCAUCCGUACAAGAUUUAGGGAAGAACCAAUGGUAAUAAUGGCAAAUAUUAAAUCAGUGUUGUACCAAGUUAAAGUCCCAGAAGUUCGUGGUGGCCUGAAAGUAACUUAAGUAAAGACUUGGAAGAAUUUAAAAUGACAGUACAUCUUUUUGGUGCCACUUCUUCACCCAGUUGUGCUUCUUAUGCUUGGCAUAGACCUGCUGAAGAUGCAAAAAAAAAAAAGAGGUUCCAGAAGAAGAAUUUAACACCAUAGCUUCUAUAUGUACGACAGUUUAAAGGCAAUUGCAACAGAGGAACAGGCUAUGAAGCUGGCAAGAGAUCUUAAAGCACUGUGCUUCAGAAGAGGAAUUCCACCCUACCAAGUCGAUGACUAACAGCAGGACAGUCUCAAUGUCUGCUUCAGAAGAAGACAGAGUUCUUGAGCAAAAGGAUUUAGACUUAAGCCUGAAUUUGUGUCCAGUGCAGUGUGCCCAGGGUGUCAAGGGGUGCACUGAAACAGACCGUUUCAAACUACAAGAUAAGGCGGCCACAAGAUGUGAUGUUCUGCCCAUGGUUAACUCUGUAUAUGACCUCUUUAGAACCAGAUGUACUGCCUGCAAAGCUUAUCUUAAGAGCAAGGAUAAGUACAGAUGGGAACAAGAAGUGGAAAUUAUUAUUAAAGAGCAAGCCAAAUGAAUGAUUCUCUCACUGAAGAUGAUCCAAAGAUUACAAUCCCUGCAGGAAACUUGACAAACAGCAGAAGCAAUCAAUGAAGUUGUAAAUACACUCAUGACCUACUUCUCAGAAUGGCUGUGUUUAAAGAAAGCUUUAGCACGGUUUCUCGAGUCUAGAGAAACACUGCUGCACUUAAAGGAUGAAAGAAAGACGUUUCAACUUGAAAGUCCGUCAAUCUGAAAGUCACGCAGAAAAACGGAAAAUGCUCACCACAGCAUAUAACGUCAAAACUGACAUUAAAUACACAACCAGUUUCUUCAGAGGCAGCUGAGCAUCCUGCAACUCUCCACAAACAUUCACAUGUUGCACUUUUUACUUAGACAGACCUGUGAAUAAACCCGGUCAGCUACAGAAACAGCAGGGGAUUUAAGGGAUCCUUAAAUAUUUGUUUUGUGCGUUUACGAUUGAAUCUGUGCUUAGAGUUUAUGAAUAAUAUUUGGCUCUCAAAAGUAAAAUGCAGUCUUUGCUCCUGACAUAAACAAUUAAGGGUUGGAAUGGUAAGAGCCAAAUCUUCUCAGUUAGUGUUAAUUGUAAAUCUACCUUCGUUUUUGAGGUACUAGGGUGUUGUACCGUGUUAGCCAUUAUGGAUGUAGUGAGAAGUCAAGAAGAAUGACCCCUUUGAUUGGCUAACUAAAAUAUUUGCAAUAUGCAAGCUUUCGAGGCAACUCGGGCCCCUUCUUCAGAAACUGGAAUUCCCUGUAUAUGCAUAUUAUGCAUAUUUAGUUAGC
Messenger RNA from Erpetoichthys calabaricus (reedfish), 7493 nucleotides. RefSeq names its product zinc finger protein 665-like. The transcript has 6 exons. Gene Ontology annotation, molecular function: RNA polymerase II cis-regulatory region sequence-specific DNA binding; DNA-binding transcription factor activity, RNA polymerase II-specific. Gene Ontology annotation, biological process: regulation of transcription by RNA polymerase II. Bases 116 to 3403 code for a protein of 1095 amino acids. Gene Ontology annotation, cellular component: nucleus. The record is from RefSeq and is a predicted model, not a curated record. NCBI's taxonomy places the organism in Eukaryota, Metazoa, Chordata, Cladistia, Polypteriformes, Polypteridae.